Molecule: messenger RNA, 1430 nt
Organism: Amyelois transitella
Lineage: Eukaryota; Metazoa; Arthropoda; Insecta; Lepidoptera; Pyralidae
Product: 3-ketoacyl-CoA thiolase, mitochondrial-like
Exons: 8
Coding region: 175-1362 (395 amino acids)
Biological process (GO): fatty acid beta-oxidation
Molecular function (GO): acetyl-CoA C-acetyltransferase activity
Source: RefSeq, a predicted model, not a curated record
UUAUACCAAAAUAAAUAUAAAUAACAUACAUUGUAUGUACCUAUCUAUCAACGAAUAAACAAUUGAUAAGACAGAUAGACUUACAUACUAAUUCACAUAAAGAUCCAGUGUGAGACACGACCACCUUGUCAGUGCGCGUUUUAUCUUAUUCAUAUCUAUUGUUUUAUCUUUAUUAUGGUCGUGCCGAACAAAGGAAUAUUUGUAGUCGGCGCGAAACGUACGCCAUUUUGUAAAUAUGGCGGAUCUCUGCGCGAACUGACUGCUUCGUACAUAUUCGCUACAGCUGCCAAAGGAGCGAUACAAUCAGCUGAAUUGGACCCUAGUAUCAUCGACCACACAUUUGUAGGAAAUGUUAACUAUCUCAGCCAAUGCGACGGCGGUAAGACCCCAAGGUACUGCGGCAUCUACUCAGGAGUACCCAUCGAUAAGCCAGCCCUGGGCGUGAACAAGGCAUGUGGAAGCGGCCUGCAGGCUGUCAUUAACGGUGCUCUGGAGAUCCUAACAGGCCUUGCCAGGGUGUCGCUCACCGGCGGGACAGAACAAAUGACGUCACUACCACACCUUGUCAGAAAUGUUCGUUUCGGCGCCACCCUGGGUGGAUCAUACCAGUUCGAAGACCAUAUAACUACUCAGUUCGUAGAUAGCCGAAGUGGGUUGACCUUGCAGAAGGUGGCUGAGGAACUGGCAAAGAAUUACAAUGUGACGAGGGAAGACGCUGAUAAAUAUGCAUCUGAGAGUCGCUUAAAGUGGAAGGCAGCCCAAACAUCUAAUGUCUUCGUCGAAGAACUAGUGAGUGUAACAGCGACAAUGAGAAAGAAGGAGAUCACGGUGUCAGAAGAUGAGGUGACAGAUGAUGACAGCAGCUUGCAAGGGUUGGAGGCGUUACAACCAACGCUGAUAGAUGGUUCGGUUGUUACUGCUGGGAAUUCUGCUGCACCUGCGGACGGUGCAGCAUCACUGCUCCUGACAGACGAGGAGACGGUGACCCGGCAUCAGCUCAGGCCACUCGCGAGGGUUGCCGGGUGGGCCUGCGUGGGCGGAGACCCAGAGUCUGGCCUGGGUGCGGUCACAGCCGUGGAAAGACUGCUAGAAGUAACAAGGGUGAAAGAAGUAGAUUUGUUUGAGAUAAGCGACAUGUUCGCCUCUCAAGCUGUCGUCACUAGCAGACAGCUCAACAUAGAUCCUGACCAGCUGAACGUAUCAGGAGGAGCAUUGACCCUGGGCCAUCCGGUAGCUGCCUCGGGCGCUAGGAUAGCAGUGCAUAUGGUACAUGAACUGAGGCGUCGUAACUUAAAAACUGGAGUAGUCGCGUCGAGUUGCGGUGGAGGGCAAGGAAUAGCCUUAUUGCUAGAAAAUAUGUGAAGAAAAUGUGCCAAAUUUAGAUUUUAAUAUGUACUAGCAACUGAUGCUAGAAUAUUGUUAAAAAUCAU